Molecule: messenger RNA, 696 nt
Organism: Trichosporon asahii var. asahii CBS 2479
Lineage: Eukaryota; Fungi; Basidiomycota; Tremellomycetes; Trichosporonales; Trichosporonaceae
Exons: 2
Coding region: 1-696 (231 amino acids)
Source: RefSeq, a predicted model, not a curated record
AUGGCCGAACGCCUCUCGCAACGCAAGCAGAGUGGCGUCGUCGCGGUGAUGCGCUGGUUUGCCCGCGUACUGCACAAGAUUGCAAUCUCUGCCAAGCUCGCGCGCACUCCGACGGUGGCGACAUAUCCGCGUCCACGACGGCGACACAUCGUCUCGGGCGGCACGCUGGAUACAGUGGACACGAUCGACGACAUGCGGCACGUUAUCGCCGCCCUUGGCGGAUGGGAGCGACACGAGUCAGUCUACAGCUACGCCCCGACGGACGCGACUGGCACUGCGGCCGCGACGGGCAUGAGCCAAAGCCAGGCGACGGCGAGCGGGAGCGAGUGCCGCGAUAGCAACAUCAGUAUCAGCACAAGCACUGCGACGCCGUCGAUCCGCGUCGCCGCCCGGGGCACGAGGACGCGGCCGGGCAUCCUCAACUGGAAUGGCAGUGGCAAGGGCAAGGGCAAAGCUAGGGAGGCGUCGAUGUACUCCUUCUCCGAGAUCGAGGACGUGCAGGAGGUACUGGAGGAGCCAUCCGCACUGCCACCGCGAGGCGCCGAACGGCGACACGAUGAGCGCCGACAUGCCAUUUACGAAGUCCACGACGACUCCACGACCGACUCGAGCAGGGACACGGAGAUUGCGGCUCUCAUCCUCAGUCGCUCGUUCGGCUAUAGCCUGCGCCGCGCGCCCACGAACCAGACGAUCUGA